Aspergillus calidoustus is the source of this 747-nucleotide messenger RNA. Lineage: Eukaryota; Fungi; Ascomycota; Eurotiomycetes; Eurotiales; Aspergillaceae. The record is from the annotation of a GenBank genome assembly.
AUGUCGCGCUUCGGUGCCAAGAAGGGCAAAAAGCUCCCCGGUGCAGAGUUCACCUGGGACACCACCGAUCCAAGCGGGGAAGCAGACACAGCACCCACUCCCCUUUUCCCUAAAUACACCGUUCCACGCGCAAGACCCAUCAGCGACCGCGAACAAGUCCAAGUCAACCUCUACCGAACACUACGCGAGCGCUUCCAUGACGGACCAUAUUACUCUAUCUUAGGCGCUUGCUCUGGAUCGAAUGGCUAUACGGCUAGCUCGAAGGCGAAUUUUGAUCCUUUCAACGGGAUGCCGUCGUACUCUGGCAAAUAUCAGAAGAAGAAGCGGCUUGUGCCGAAGCUACAGGGGAGACCGUAUGUUCUGAAAUUCUUUCCCCGGGAACUGUGGCCGACUGCGCAGCCCAAUUUCAAACCGGAUGCGGCGCUUGACGGAUACAUACCUCAGACGUUACGGAGCGGGAUCAAGCGCGGAUUUGAGGAGGAUGACGAAGAUGAAGAGACCUUGAAGCGUCGGAGAGAGGGCGAUGGGGAUGGCGAGGGCGGGGAGGGUGAAGAUCUGGAAGCGGAUAUCCUGGAUGCAGAUGAAGAUCAAGAAGAGGAGAUUGUGGAUGAUGACUUUGAGGAUGAUGAGGAUGAGAUGGGCGGGGACUAUAACGCGGAGCAGUACUUUGAUGGUGGAGAGGAAGACUAUGGAGAUGAUGGGUUUGGGGAUGGCGGCGGCGGCGGUGGUGAUGAAGAUACGUAUUAA